Messenger RNA from Fusarium pseudograminearum CS3096, 825 nucleotides. RefSeq lists its product as uncharacterized. NCBI's taxonomy places the organism in Eukaryota, Fungi, Ascomycota, Sordariomycetes, Hypocreales, Nectriaceae. Gene Ontology annotation, biological process: proteolysis. The record is from RefSeq and is a predicted model, not a curated record. Bases 1 to 825 code for a protein of 274 amino acids. The transcript has 2 exons. Gene Ontology annotation, molecular function: metallopeptidase activity; zinc ion binding.
AUGAGUUCUCAAGGCCCCUCAGUCAAGGAGAUUCUCCUCGACGCUGUUGAGCAAGCAACCGGACCCAACAACCUCGAGACAAUUGAGCCGACCGAUGUCUCCGAUGUUCACGGGGACGUCAAAGGCCCUGCCAUCACUGAGGCCCCGGUGUGCAUCACUCAACUUCCCAUCCCUCCAGCCUUCCAAGAAGCCAUGGACCGACAAGAUGGCUUGUACGAUAUUGUCGUCGGGAUGCAUGACCACAUUCCUCGCUGGGUCCCCGGCUCAGUUGUCAAGUGGGCUGCCUGGCGACAGGGAUUCGCCAGCCAAGAAGACGCAGACUAUGCUGCCCAGCAGCUCGCCAUCGCUGCACAGGCAUGGAAUGACGCUCAAGUGGGCGUGACCUUCGAAUGGGUUCCGCUGGCUAAGGACGCCAGCUUUGUCUUGACCCAUGGCGGUGCUAGCGGGAACACUCUUGCUCGAGCUUUCUUCCCCGGUGGUGAGGAUCUCAACUAUGUCUUUGUAUUCUCCUACGCAUUCAACAAGACCUGGAAGCCACACAUGUGGAAUGUCUUUGCCCACGAGCUUGGGCACGUUCUGGGAUUGAGACACGAAUUUGCGAUCGGGGAUGAACAAGGCAAGAUGACUGCUUCCAAAGAGGGACCAAGCGCUGUCCGUAUCGAUGCUCCGGAUCCCAUGUCGGUCAUGAACUACCGCAAUGAACCCCCAAUGAUCCAGCAGUCCGAUAUCGACUCGACACGCAAGUUUUACGGCAUGACUGAGGAUGAGAAUGGUGAAAGCCCCAAGAUUGGCAUGACUAAGAUUCUCGACUACACCCCAAGGUGA